Molecule: messenger RNA, 2230 nt
Organism: Drosophila arizonae
Lineage: Eukaryota; Metazoa; Arthropoda; Insecta; Diptera; Drosophilidae
Gene: Smyd4-2
Product: SET and MYND domain containing, class 4, member 2
Biological process (GO): compound eye photoreceptor development
Cellular component (GO): cytoplasm; nucleus
Molecular function (GO): histone deacetylase binding
Source: RefSeq, a predicted model, not a curated record
AGGGCAUCCGCCCGCCAGCUGUUUCCAAUACUCAGCAGCAGCGGAAAAGCGAGACGUCUCUGAAAAUCUUGUAGCUGCCAUUGCAACGUGAAGUCAUAUUGCAUCUUUAUAUAAUUCGAGUGUGAGAAAGUUGUCAAAGGAACAUGGAUUACGAUCCGGACUAUCAGAAGAUCUGCUCGACACGGACCGUGCAGUCCGAUAAGAAGGGCUUCUUCAACGAAUUCUAUCUGAAUGUGAAAGAUGCAUGUGGCGACAAGUGGCUGCAAAACUAUUUCGGGAAGCUCAAAUCGAAUGCGGCACGCAUUUUGUCUAUAUUCAGUGAUCGAGAGAUCUGUGAUCCGGUGCUGGGCGUCUUGGAGCAUGUGCAGCCAGUUUUCAAGCAGAAAGACGUACUCCUCUCCUCUCAGCGCCGCGCACAGGCAGAUAAGUUUUAUUUGAUGAGCAGUAAUGCGGAGGUUGAGGCGGAUCGCAAGGAGCUGCUCCAGCAGGCGCUGAUGCAUGCCAAUCUGGCUGUAAUGCGAGCACCUGCUCCUAAUUUGGACACGAGCGUUGAUCAUGGCCUGACUCUGGCCAUGGCCUAUUUGACGCGUGCGAACAUUCUAAUCAGCCAGGGCGAGGGCGAGGCUGCUCUGAGUGACCUCAAGCUGGCUGCCAAUUUCGGAGUAGAGUCCAGACAGAACGUGGACUACUACUGCAAAAUGGCGAAGGCUUAUGCAGCUAUGGCUGAGAGCUCACGCGCUGAAAUCUCUUUGAAGAUCGCAGAGAAGCUGGCAGGAGCCAAUACUGGCAUUAUAACUAUAACUCGAAAGGAGAUUGCUCUGAUCAAGCCUGCCAAGCGAGAGCGGCUAACGGAGGUGGUUCCUGCAUUGACGCAUGGCGAGAAUCCGGAGCUCAGCGGUGCAGCCAAAGUGGUUAAGCUGGUGGAGACAAAGGACAAAGGCCGAUUUGUAGUGGCCGAUCAGGGCUUGAAGACUGGAGACGUGGUGCUCGCUGAGGAUCCUGUGGCUGCGUGUCUCCUGCCCAACUUCUUCGGCACCAAUUGUCAUCAUUGCUUCAAGCGCCUGCAUACGCCUGUGCCCUGUUUGCGCUGCUCGGGCAUUGCCUUCUGCAGCGCUCAAUGCAUGGGCGAGGCCUGCGAGACUUAUCAUCGCUUCGAGUGCCAAUUUAUGGACUUGUUCAUUGGCUCCGGUAUGUCCAUACUCUGCUUUAUAGCAUUGAGAAUCUUUACACAAGCCCCUAGCUUGGAUGAUGGCCUGGCAACGGCAAAUCUAUUAUUUGAGCACCUGUGCUCCCAUCAGGACGUCCGUGAAGCGGAUGACCACCUACAGCGUUCACUCAUGGCGGGAUUUCUGAUGCGCGUUUUGCAGAAGGCUCAGUACUUUGGGCGGCGCAAGACCGAAGGCGUUAAUCCCACUGCUGUGGAGCUGCAGGUGGCCACCGCUCUGCUGGGAUUGCUGCAGCUCCUGCAGUAUAAUGCCCACGAGAUCUAUCAUACCAUGGUGACCGAUGAGCACUGUUUCGAGGGUUGCAAGGUCGUCUAUGUGGGUGCGGGAUUAUAUGGCACUGGCUCCUACUUCAACCACGAAUGCUGGCCUAGUGUGGCGGGCUAUUUCGUGGGCAAGAAAUUGGUCAUGUCCGCCACCAAGCCACAUCGGCCUAACGAAAUAGUCGCCGUAAAUUAUGGACCCAUAUUCACCAAGAUGAAUUUGAAAGAACGCCAGAGAUCGUUGCGUGGACGAUACGCAUUUAAUUGCAAUUGUAUGACCUGCCAGGAAAAUUGGCCUCUGCUGCAGAAGAUCGAUAAACAAGUCAGAUUUUGGUGCACAUCGGCAAAUUGUGUGAACUUGCUCAAGUUUCCCAAGGAUCUGGCUAAGGACGUUCGCUGUCCUCGCUGCCGCAAAAAUGUUUCGCUGAAGGAAAGCGUCGCCAAGCUUAUAAAAAUAGAGGAACUUUACCGGGAGGCUGCCGAAGCCAUGCAGGCUCAGAAGACCAAUGAAGCGAUAGAGCUUUUUAAGGAGGGAAUCGAUGCAUUCUUUCAAAUAGCGGCACUCCCACACAAGGAUACUUUGAUUGCACAGCAGGCUCUGCUUAAGUGCAAUGCCAACACGGGUACUACGUUCAAAAAAUAAUACGUUAAAAUUAUAAUUUUUCUAUUUUUGUGUUGCAAAUCUGCCCUAAAUGGCAAUAAGUAAGUUUUAUAUGAAAGAUUAUAGAUAAAUUUAUUAUUUUC